Messenger RNA from Dioscorea cayenensis subsp. rotundata (Guinea yam), 311 nucleotides. RefSeq names its product serine carboxypeptidase-like 4. Gene Ontology annotation, biological process: secondary metabolic process; proteolysis. Lineage: Eukaryota; Viridiplantae; Streptophyta; Magnoliopsida; Dioscoreales; Dioscoreaceae. The transcript has 2 exons. The record is from RefSeq and is a predicted model, not a curated record. The annotation marks the transcript as partial. Gene Ontology annotation, molecular function: acyltransferase activity, transferring groups other than amino-acyl groups; serine-type carboxypeptidase activity.
AAAACACCCAAGCACAACCAAGACUCAAAUGAGCAAAUCAGUCUGUUUUCUGACGCCAUGGUUUCUUGUCUUCUUCAGCUGCUACUGAUCCUAUGGCCACUGUUCAUCUCUGCUUCCAUUGUUACUCAUCUUCCUGGCUUUCAUGGUCCACUUCCCUUCCACAUUGAGACUGGAUAUGAUGGUGUGGAUGAAGUGCAGUUCUUUUAUUACUUCAUAGAGUCUGAGGGAAAUCCAGCCCAAGACCCUCUUCUUCUUUGGCGCACUGGUGGCCCUGGUUGCUCUGCUUUCUCUGCCCUCAUUAUUCAAAAACG